Molecule: messenger RNA, 1338 nt
Organism: Nematolebias whitei (Rio pearlfish)
Lineage: Eukaryota; Metazoa; Chordata; Actinopteri; Cyprinodontiformes; Rivulidae
Product: P2Y purinoceptor 3
Exons: 2
Coding region: 1-1338 (445 amino acids)
Biological process (GO): G protein-coupled receptor signaling pathway
Cellular component (GO): membrane
Molecular function (GO): G protein-coupled receptor activity; oxysterol binding
Source: RefSeq, a predicted model, not a curated record
AUGGGACUGGACCGGGCCUCCAGCACCGCUCCUCUCAUCAUUUUACCAGAUGUGGCGAGUCCCAACACCUCAGCCACCUCGUUGCUCUCGUCGGCAUCUUGCAGCAUCGAUGAGUCCUACAAGUACGUCUUCCUGCCCGUCUGCUACUCCCUCACGUUUCUCUUCAGCCUGACCCUGAACUCCGUGGUUCUACUUCGGUCGUGCCGGUCCAGCAGCGGCGGGCGACGCUGGAACACCUCUCUGAUCUACAUGGUGAACCUGGCCACCACCGACCUGAUGUACGGCCUGUCGCUGCCCUUCCUGGUGGCGAGCUACGUCCUGAGGGAUCGCUGGGUUUUUGGGGACUUCAUGUGUCGUCUCGUACGGUUCCUCUUCUAUUUCAACCUCUAUUGUUCCAUCUUCUUCCUGACCUGCAUCUCUGUGCACAGGUAUCUGGGGAUCUGUCACCCAAUGAGGACCAUCACUCUGGAGAGCAAGCGGGUGGUGAAGGGGAUCUGCGCCCUGGUGUGGGUGGUGGUCUUCGUACUCACUUGUCCCAUCUUCAGGUUCGCUCAGACAGGGUGCGUCAUGAGAGGAGGCUCUGGGGCCGCUGGGCCUGAGGGGGUGAGGGUUUGUGGGAACUGGACCUGGGAACUGUAUGGGGAGUGGUAUAUGAACUGCUGGGACGACGCCAUUGACAAAGAGUUUGCUGAAUACGUCCCGUACGGCAUCGUCCUCCACAUGUUGGGCUUCUUUGUUCCCUUCGUCAUCAUCGCCUGGUGCUACUCCCAUGUGGUCCGCACCAUUUUCCAGACGCUGCGGUCUCCACCCAGUUCAGUUGAGGGCGGGGACGACGGUCCAGUUAGUGACGGAGCAGCAGAAGGAGGCCGAGAUCGGGAGCGAACUUCAGUCUCCAUCUCUGGAUCCCAGUACUCGCACUACAUCCGACGGCGGCGAAAAUCCAUCAAAACUAUCCUAACCAUCACGCUGCUGUUCGCGCUCUGCUUCCUGCCCUUUCAUGUAACUCGAACCCUGUUCCUGCUCCUGCGGCGAGGCCAGCUUGGUGGCUGCAACGCCAUGAAGGCUGUCUCCAUUUGCUACAAGGUGACGAGGCCGCUGGCCUCCUGCAACGCCUGGCUCAACGCCCUGCUGUACUUCCUGACCGGAGACAAGGGCGCCCCCUGCUGCUGUGUGGAGAAACGGCUCGUCCACCGGGACCGACGCAGCGGCUCCCUCUGGUGGCCGCUAACAAUUCUGAGAAAGGACGGCGUGGGCGAUGACGACCAGGAGGCAGCAGAGAAGGUCGAGAGGGAACUGAACAAGGAGGAUGAAUCCAAGUCUUCACGGGUCAUCUUUUAG